CUGACUUCUCCCUAGUCUUGGCUCCUCCCCACUGUGGCAGUCGCGGGGCAUGCUGGGAAGCUCAUGUACGCGGUCUCAACUCUUCGAAAAGUCUCUGGUGAUUUCUUGGACCUUUGCCUAGGCGCACACAGAGGAAGUCUCCCCCCUCUGGGCUGCCACCCCCUGAAGGACCUUAGGGUGGCCCCGCAGAGAGCCGGCAGCCAGAGGAAUGGCCCCCCGGGACCGGGGGCUCCCCUCCCAGGGGUCAAUAACAUUCAAGGAUGUGGCUGUGGACUUCACCCAGGAAGAGUGGUGUCUAUUGGACCAUCCUCAGAAAGAGCUGUACCUGGAGGUCAUGCUGGAGAAUGUACAAAAUCUACUCUCUGUGGGGCUUCCAGUAACUAGAGAACAUUUAAUCUCCUGUUUUCAGCAAGGGAAAGCACCAUGGCUGCUAGAGCAAAAGGGCCCAAGGAGCUCUUCUCCCGCGGUAAAUUUUGAAGCGAAGGUGAUGUGUACAAAACUGAGCCCUUUUGUGGACGGAUCUGGCCCCCAAAGAUGCACGAAUGAGGAUCCGCAUGACUUCAUUUGGAGAGAAAUCUGUGAUUCUACUAUCAAAGUAAAUAAAAAUCCAAAGAGUGACUGUGAAAUUGAUGAAACUGCAGAGAAAUUCAGCCAAUAUUCAGUCCUAACUCAGUACACAAAAUUGACCUCAGGAAAUGACUGUUGUCAGGAUGGCAAAUAUAGGAAAUGCUUUCCUGAAGAAGUACGAUUUGUUCAGUCACCUAACAAACCUGAAAUGCCCAUGUAUCAAGGUAAGGUAGGAGGAAUGGCCUUUGGGUGGAGUUUAGACUUCAUUAGACAUCCAAAAAGUAAACCUAUCAAUAUGGUUUCUGUGAAUAAUAAAGGCGGGGGACCUUUAAGUCAGGAAUCUAAGCUUGUUGCACAUCACAGAAUCCAUACUAGAGAGAAACCUUAUGAAUGUAAACAGUAUAGAAAAGAUUUUACAGAGAGGGGAUCUUUUGUUAAGCAUCAGAUCAUCCACAUGGGAGAGAAACCUUAUAAAUGUCAACACUGUGGAAAGGCUUUCGCACAGAGGGACUCUCUUGUUAAACAUGAGAGAAUCCACACUGGAGAGAAACCUUAUGAAUGUCAACACUGUGGAAAGGCUUUUAGACAGAGAGGCCAUCUUACUGCACAUCAGAGAAUCCACAGUGGAGAGAAACCUUAUAAAUGUGAAUACUGUGGGAAGCAUUUCAGACAGAGGGGAAGACUUGUUGCACAUCAGAGCAUCCACACUAGUGGGAAGCCUUAUGAAUGUAAACAAUGUGGAAAGGCUUUUAUAGAGAAGGGAUCUCUUGCUAAGCAUCAGAGAAUUCACACUGGAGAGAAACCUUAUGAAUGUCAACACUGUGGAAAGGCUUUCAGAGAGAGGGGCAAUCUUAAUGAUCAUCAGCGCAUCCACACUGGAGAGAAACCUUAUGAAUGUCAACACUGUGGAAAGGCUUUCAGACAGAGGCAAAAUCUUACUGCACAUCAGAGAAUCCACAGUGGAGAGAAACCUCAUGAAUGUCAACAAUGUGGAAAGGCUUUUACAGAGAAGGGAUCUCUUACUGCGCAUCAGAGAAUUCACACUGGAGAGAAACCUUAUGAAUGUCAACACUGUGGAAAGGCUUUCACAGAGAGGGGCAGUCUUUAUGCUCAUCAGCGCAUCCACACUGGAGAGAAACCUUAUGAAUGUCAACACUGUGGAAAGGCUUUUGCACAGAGGGACUCUCUUGUUACACAUGAAAGAAUCCACACUGGAGAGAAACCUUAUGAAUGUCAACACUGUGGAAAGGCUUUCGCAUACAGGGACUCUCUUGUUAAACAUGAGAGAAUCCACACUGGAGAGAAACCUUAUGAAUGUCAACACUGUGGAAAGGCUUUUGGACAGAGAGGCAAUCUUACUGCACAUCAGAGAAUCCACAGUGGAGAGAAACCUUAUAAAUGUGAAUACUGUGGGGAGCAUUUCAGACAGAGGGGAAGACUUGUUGCACAUCAGAGCAUCCACACUAGUGGGAAACCUUAUGAAUGUAAACAAUGUGGAAAAGCUUUUAUAGAGAAGGGAUCUCUUGCUAAGCAUCAGAGUAUCCACACUGGAGAGAAACCUUAUGAAUGUCAACACUGUGGAAAGACUUUCAGACAGAGACACAAUCUUACUGCACAUCAGAGAAUCCACAGUGGAGAGAAACCUCAUGAAUGUCAACAAUGUGGGAAGGCUUUUACAGAAAAGGGAUCUCUUACUGCUCAUCAGAGAGUUCACACUGGAGAGAAACCUUAUGAAUGUCAACACUGUGGAAAGGCUUUCGCACACAGGGACUCUCUUGUUAAACAUGAGAGAAUCCACAGUGGAGAGAAACCUUAUAAAUGUGAAUACUGUGGAAAACAUUUCAGAUGGAGGGGAAGACUUGUUGCACAUCAGAGCAUCCACACUAGUGGGAAACCUUAUGAAUGUAAACAAUGUGGAAAGGCUUUUAUAGAGAAGGGAUCUCUUGCUAAGCAUCAGAGUAUCCACACUGGAGAGAAACCUUAUGAAUGUCAACACUGUGGAAAGACUUUCAGACAGAGACACAAUCUUACUGCACAUCAGAGAAUCCACACUGGAGAGAAACCUCAUGAAUGUCAACAAUGUGGAAAGGCUUUCACAGAGAGGGGCAAUCUUUAUGCUCAUCAGAGAGUUCACACUGGAGAGAAACCUUAUGAAUGUCAACACUGUGGAAAGGCUUUCGCACACAGGAACUCUCUUGUUAAACAUGAGAGAAUCCACACUGGAGAGAAACCUUAUGAAUGUCAACACUGUGGAAAGGCUUUCAGACAGAGGCAAAAUCUUACUGCACAUCAGAGAAUCCACAGUGGAGAGAAACCUUAUGAAUGUCAACAAUGUGGAAAGGCUUUUACAAAGAAGGGAUCUCUUGCUAAGCAUCAGAGCAACCACACUGGAGCGGAACCUUAUGAAUGUCAACACUGGAAAGGCUUUCAGACAGAGGCACAAUCUUAUUGCACAUCAGAGAAUCCACAGUGGAGCAAAAGCUCAUGAAUGUCAACAAUGUGGCAAGGCUUUCACACAGAGGGGCUCUCUUGUUAAACAUGAGAGAAUCUACACUUGAGAGAAAUCUUAUGACUGUAAACAAUGUGGAAAGACUUGCACAGAGGGCCUGCCUUGCAACACAUUAGAGAAUCCACACUGUAGAGAAACCUUAUGAAUGUAAACAAUGUGGAAAGGCAUUUACAUGUAGGGGCUAUGUUGCUAUACAUCAGAGAAUCCACAAAGGAGAGAAUCCUUAUGAAUGUCAACACUAUGGAAAGGCUUUCUCACAGAGGUGCAACCUUUUGGACUUCAGAGUAUCCACACUGGAGAGAAACCUUAUGAAUGUAAACACUGGAAAGACUUUCACAUGGAAGAGCUCUGUUACAGACAAAAGAGUGGUUGGCAUUAACUGUGACCAGGGAAAUAUGGUUUUAAAUAAAAAUAUUCCCAAAUAUUAAAUGUA
This is a messenger RNA of Monodelphis domestica (gray short-tailed opossum), 3509 nucleotides long. RefSeq lists its product as uncharacterized. Gene Ontology annotation, molecular function: DNA-binding transcription factor activity, RNA polymerase II-specific; RNA polymerase II cis-regulatory region sequence-specific DNA binding. The record is from RefSeq and is a predicted model, not a curated record. Gene Ontology annotation, biological process: regulation of transcription by RNA polymerase II. Lineage: Eukaryota; Metazoa; Chordata; Mammalia; Didelphimorphia; Didelphidae.